AUGUGGUCUAGGUUACAUGUUAGCAAAUGCUUCUGGGAAGCUUAUAAUGUGGACGGAAUAUUUGGCAUUUAUAUUUGCCAAAUGUUUCACUUGGAUGUUACGAUUGCGGUGUAGUCCAAGUUCAAAUGUCUUGAAGUUGCACUGCUUGCUCCACACUUGCUCAGCGGCUGAGCGUUAGCGCUCAAGUUUGACUCCUAUCUUACCCUGCUUUGCCUUCUGUUAUCAUGUCACUGAGGACUUACCCCGCAUUCUGCUCCCUCAACCAGCCUGAACUGGAAUUCCUGUCAAUACCGGUUCGGGCGCCUGCUGAUCAGGCGAUAAAUUUAUAUCCUAUCUUUGACGAGAUAGCUUGGCACGAGAGUCUCAUGGUCACACUCCAACUUUUUGAACAAUUUCUCAGUAGUGCAGGCCCGUACUACAGUAACACGUCAUCUUCACCGGCUGGAGAUUUUCUGGCCGUCACUCAGCAGAACAUGUCUCCUAGGGAAUUAUAUAUGCAGGCUCGCCAAACCGUUUCUCCUGAGGGAUCAUAUGCUCCGCUUCACGAGCUGACUGGGCCAGUGCGAUUGAAACGUGCUCAACCUCGCGUUGUUCAUGCCUGUGAUGAAUGCCGCAAUAAGAAAAAGAAAUGUUCCGGGGAGCAGCCACUGUGUUUAAGUUGCCAAAAGGCGGGAAGGGUAUGCACCUGGACACCCAUGAAAACUUCGAAAACCCGCCCCUGUCUCAAUUAUGGUGUAGCCAAGUUGUGUCGACCACCAUCUUGUACAAGCAAGCGGGACUCCGCGAUUAGGCAGCUACACAUCGCAGCCCCACAACCAACGUAUCCCAUCAAGCUUAAGGAUAUGCAGGGCGCAGCUAUUUCGGCGUCUGCUGUACGGAAUCCUCGAGCAGUGGGCUCGCCUUUGGGAGUUGGGUUUCCUGCGCAGAUAGCCACGCGUCGAACGCGGGCUGUUGACUUCAACUGGAGUGACUUGGGUUCGUCCGACUUCAGUCAGGAGUGUAUUCCGCUGCCUCCUACUUGACCUCCAUAUUUUGGCAACGUCUUGUCUCCCGUACAUUCUCUCCACAUGUGCCAACGACUGCGCAAUGAAGAUAUCUACCACCGGGCCCUUGCCGGACAGUGACACAUUGCAAGAGGAUACAUUCCUAUCAGACAUGUACAUCCUGUCCCUACGUCUCAUCU
Molecule: messenger RNA, 1183 nt
Organism: Suillus subaureus
Lineage: Eukaryota; Fungi; Basidiomycota; Agaricomycetes; Boletales; Suillaceae
Exons: 2
Coding region: 225-1022 (265 amino acids)
Biological process (GO): regulation of DNA-templated transcription
Molecular function (GO): DNA-binding transcription factor activity, RNA polymerase II-specific; zinc ion binding
Source: RefSeq, a predicted model, not a curated record